AACAGCGGCACCAGUUGUUCUUUUUUUUUUUUUCCCUCUCCGACAAUCACUCAUUGUUGUCGACAUUAUGUCUCAUAUCUCAUUUAAAGGCUGUAGUUUCCUCAGCCACCUCGACAGCUUUCAAUUUGACAUCUCAUCAUGCCAGACGAUUGCAGCAUCGCUGGUCUUUGCCACAGGAGGUCUGUUCCUCCUCAGCAGGGGCCUUAGCUUCCUUCGAGCUCUUUUCAGCAUUUUCAUCUUACCAGGGAAAUCAUUGAGCAGCUUUGGCCCGAAGGGUAGCUGGGCCCUCGUUACCGGUGCCUCUGAUGGUAUUGGCAAAGAAUAUGCCCUCCAGAUUGCGCGAAAGGGUUACAACAUCAUUCUCGUUUCACGCUCCGCAUCGAAGCUCUCCGCCGUGGCCUCCGAGAUCACUUCCGCUAAUCCCAACAUUUUGACCAAAACCGUUUCCAUGGAUUUCUCAGAGAACAACGACGAGGAUUACGAGAAACUUAAGGAUAUCAUCAAAGACUUGGAUAUCUCUAUCCUAAUUAACAACGUGGGGUUGAGCCAUAGCAUCCCUGUACCAUUCGUUCAGACUCCAGAAAAGGAAAUGAAAGAUAUCAUCGCCAUCAACUGUCUCGGCACACUCCGCGUCACACAGCUCGUUGCACCCGGGAUGAUGCAGCGGAAACGUGGGUUGAUCCUUACGAUGGGCUCAUUCGGCGGUCUCUUACCUACUCCUCUGCUCGCCACAUACUCCGGCAGCAAAGCUUUCUUGCAGCACUGGUCUACUGCACUGGCUUCCGAGUUGGAGCCAUACAACAUUCACGUGCAGCUCGUCGUCAGCUACCUCGUCACGUCUGCAAUGUCCAAGGUCCGCAAGGCUUCGAUGACGAUCCCAAACCCCAAGGCCUUUGUUCGAUCGACUCUCAACCACCUGGGACGCAGCGGGGGCUUGUUUUCGUAUUCGCAUACAUCUGUGCCGUAUUGGACUCACGGUCUCAUGGCUUGGGGCAUCACUUCUUUCCUUGGUGCAAUGAGUAAAACAGUCCUUGGAAUUAACAAGUCCAUGCACGAAUCCAUUCGACAACGCGCGCUGCGUAAGGCAGCGCGGGAGAGUGGAAAAAAGGCACAAUAGAUGUUGUGUGUCUAAUCCUUUUUUCAGACAUGGCCUAAAUAAAUUUUUCGGGGUUUAUAUGCUGCUAGCUUUGUCAGUAGUGCAAAAUGAGCAGAAAAGAUUGUAUGAAUUUACUUUUGGGUCCACGUCCUUUUGAGUGGUGUUCUUAAUGUACACUACAAGUUUAAAUAAAUAAUGAAACGUCACUUGAACAGGCUCUUGGAAUUUGUCCAAUUAGCUAGGAGCCGAGCUCGAAAUCCACAAUAAAUAGCAAGGACCGUGUACUCCAACUACUCCUGACAACUGUACAAUGAAGAUAUCACGGAACUUCAAAGUCUUGGGUCCCUCUGGCAUCUCGUGUCUUUUCCAACCCAAAGGAGUCAAAAUGCUAAUAGUUUCCUGAUCAACAAUGUAUAGACUCGUGAUUUCAUGGAUCAGUGCAGCUGAAUCUUUCUUAACACCGCGUCGCUCACCGAUUGAUGCCCAAAAGCUGCCAGGGAUCCUGCUUCUCCGAGCCCUACGAAGAAGCAGCCUUUCAUGAAACCAAGGCCAAACGACAAUCCAGAAAAAGUGCAUGGAGGUAUGGGGGCUUUUCUUCGCACAUCUUCUCAGUUUCGUCCGUCAAAUUUUAUUCCAUCCUCUCCCAUUGGGACUGCCAUCCUGGUGCUGCAGGAUGGGCCCUCCGUAUUGUGCCCCAUAAUAAUCAUGCACGUCAUUCCAGUUGCUGUUGGAACUGCCAGGAUGCUGUUGCACUUCUGAACUCGGUCGAGCUCCGAUUUGACAUCGGCUCAUAUCAAAAGGGGGUUCUUCAUACCUAACGUGGAGCUAGUCGCAUGCUGGGGUUUGUCCUCUACACUCU
Messenger RNA from Coccidioides immitis RS, 1955 nucleotides. Its product is annotated as long-chain 3-oxoacyl-CoA reductase. Gene Ontology annotation, molecular function: ketoreductase activity. Bases 68 to 1117 code for a protein of 349 amino acids. Gene Ontology annotation, biological process: fatty acid elongation. Gene Ontology annotation, cellular component: endoplasmic reticulum. The record is from RefSeq and is a predicted model, not a curated record. The transcript has 2 exons. Lineage: Eukaryota; Fungi; Ascomycota; Eurotiomycetes; Onygenales; Onygenaceae.